Molecule: messenger RNA, 3579 nt
Organism: Solenopsis invicta (red fire ant)
Lineage: Eukaryota; Metazoa; Arthropoda; Insecta; Hymenoptera; Formicidae
Exons: 1
Coding region: 1-3579 (1192 amino acids)
Source: RefSeq, a predicted model, not a curated record
AUGGAGGAACUCGUCGCAAUGCAGCAGAUUGCGUUGCAGACAGUGGCGAAAGCCCUGUCUAAUUUCAAGAAGAUCGGGAAGCCGAAUUACACGCCGGCGAAAAUACGAUCUCGCAUCACCGCCUUGAAGGAAGCCUGGCCGCAGUGCACGAAUAGACAUGCCGCUCUACUGCAAGCAGUUCCUGCUCACGAACGAUCGAAGUCCACGUAUUUCACGCAGGACGAUUACGGGAAGCACGAGGAGCUCUACCUCAUGGCGCUGGACUACAUGAACGAGUGUCUGGAGGAGCUGGAGCCUCCCGUGUCCACCUCACCAUUGGCAAGCUCGUCGCAUCAUUUCUGCGCGCCCGCACCGGUAUCGUUGCAACAUUUACCGCCUAUUAAUAUUCCUCCAUUUUCCGGGAAAGCAGAGGACUGGAAAAGUUUUCGAGAUAGAUUCACAUCCUUUAUUAUUCUCAAUAAGGACCUAACCGCAUUCUCUCGGAUGCAUUUUCUAGCAUCCAGCUUGUCAGGUCGUGCUCUCGAUACUAUCAAAACUAUCCCAGUCACUGCAGAUAAUUUCGAUAUUGCGUGGAAAACUUUAACUUCGCGUUACGAUAAUAAGCGCCGUCUAAUCGAAAUUCACGCGUCCGCUUUAUGUAAUUUGCCGAGCGUCAAUCGCGAAUCGGCAUGCGAGUUAUCCGAGUUGCGGGAUAAAGCUAAUCGUGCCAUAGCAUCGCUAAAGAGAUUAAAUCGCUCCUCGGAUGAAAUUUUAAGUGACAUUCUAAGUCACCACGUCACGCAGAAGCUCGAUCCAGCAACCCGGAAGGCGUGGAGAUUGAAAGGUGAUGAUGCGAUAAUUCCUACAUACGAGGAUCUCGAUCGUUUUCUCGCGCAUCGCGUUCGCGCCUUGGAGGAGCUCACUCCUCUCGGCUCAGCCAAGUCCUCGCGAUCGGUAAAAUCGUCAAGCGCCAUGGUAGCGACGGCUUCGAUCUCGCCGUGUCCGCUCUGCAAAUCGGCCCACUUCUUGAAUAAAUGCCCUCAAUUCGUGCAGAAGAGUCCGAGCCAGAGAUUGGAGAUCGCGAAACAGCAUCAACGAUGCGUUAAUUGCUUCAGUGCUAAGCACGCCGUCUCAGCGUGUCCAAGCCGUUUUUCAUGUCGUCACUGUCAAAAACGACAUCAUUCCAUGCUCCAUCUUGACUCGGCCUCUUCCGCUACUGCGACAGUUAGUGCAUCCGAUUCCGAGACCCCGGCGUCGAACAAUUCCGAUAAGUCUCCGAAAACAGUGGCAUUAUGCGCGAUCUCGGCAAAUCUCGCCCGACCGCCGGUAGUCCUCGCCACUGCACGCGUGUUCGUCGGACCUCUCGCCGGUCGUCAAGUCGCUGCACGAGCAUUGAUUGACACCGGAGCGGAACUCACACUCGUUGCGGCUCAUUUAGCAAAAAAAUUAAAAUUGCGUCAGUUCAUACUGCCUACCGCCUUGUCCGCCGUCGACGGCCUUGACGCGGGCAUUCAUCGUUACGCCGCGCACAUUCAAAUCUCACCGAUCGACGGGAUCGAGCCGCCGGUCGUUACAACAGCGACGAUUUUAAGUUCGCUUGCUAGUUACUCGUCAGCGUCUAUUCAAUCUCCUCUUCAAUGGGAUCAUCUCGCGGAUCUCACUCUCGCAGAUCCAAAUUCUUCAAGUACAGAUCCCAUUGAUCUCAUAAUCGGCGCUGACAUCUACCCAGACAUAAUGCGAGAUGGCGUUCGCAGAGGAUCUCGCGGUCAGCCUAUUGCUCAAGAAACGAUCUUCGGCUGGAUUGUUCAAGGCCGCACGCCUCUGUCGAAUUCGUCUCGUCGGACCAUUACAGUGCAACAUUGUACGAUCGCGGAAUCCGUUUCACUCGAUAGCGAAUUGAGAAGAUUUUGGGAAAUCGAGGAAAUUCCGAGGCACACGAUACUCAGCCCGGAAGAGCAGAGAUGCGAGAAUCAUUUUUUAACUUCUCAUUCGCGCACUCCCGCCGGUCAGUACAUCGUUCGUCUGCCGUUCAAGAGUGGUCCUCCCAUCGAUAUUGGUACCUCGCGCGAUGUAGCGGAGCGAUGCCUCAAGACUUUGCUACGCCGUCUUCAAGCCAAUUUCGAUUUAAAAAGGGAGUACUCAGACUUCCUACAAGAGUAUGAAAAUCUCGGGCACAUGCGCAAGGCUCCAGAAUCUUCAGAAUCUUCUCAAUUCGUCUAUAUUCCGCACCAUCCCGUAAUACGCGAAAGCAGUGCGACGACUCGAGUAAGAGUCGUAUUCAAUGCGUCGAGCCCCACCUCGAAUUCUCGGUCACUUAAUGACCACCUUCUCGCAGGGCAGAAAUUACAAACGGACUUGGCUGCGGUGCUUUUACGCUGGCGACAGUAUCGCUACGUUUAUUCUGCCGACGUCGCAAAAAUGUACCGGCAGAUUCGCGUCGAUCCCCGGGACACAGACUAUCAAAGGAUCCUCUGGAUCGACGAGAAAACCGGAAGAGUACAAGAGUAUCAGCUCUUGACCGUAACCUACGGUACAACUUCGGCGCCGUUCUUAGCUUUGCGAGUCCUGCAGCAGCUCAUCCAUGAUGACGGUCGCGAUUUUCCUCUAGCUGUUCCCGUGCUUAAGGAGAACAUUUACGUGGAUGACGUGCUUUUCGGUGCGGACGAGAUUUCACUCAUCCGUACGGUUCGCAAUCAAGUGUGCUCCUUGCUGCAACGCGGUCAUUUCGAAUUAAGAAAAUGGUCGAGCAACGCGGCUCAUUUGCUAAGUGACAUUGACGCGCAAGAUCAUGGACUCGCUUGCAACAAGGAUCUACAUCCGGACGAGACAUUAAAGGUGCUCGGUAUUAGUUGGAGUCCGUCGGCUGACGCAUUUCAAUUUAGAGUCGUGCGCUGUCCCUCGCCCGCGCGAACGAAGCGCGCCAUGCUCUCGUACAUCGCUCGUAUGUUUGAUCCGUUGGGCUUAGGCACGCCCGUUACAAUCUCCGCGAAAAUUCUCUUGCAAAAGCUAUGGCAGCUCCGCGUCGACUGGGACGAUGAGGUUUCCACCGAUAUCGCAAGGCAAUGGGAAUCUGUGCAAUCGUCCUUGCUAGAACUCGAUAACUUCCACCUCCCGCGGUGGAUUCAAAAGGGAUCGGACACGGUCGACUGCGAAAUCCACGGGUUUUUGGACGCGUCUAACUAUGCCUACGCCGCAGCGAUUUAUAUUCGGCUCACCUCUCGCUCAGGCAACAUCACGACUGCCUUGCUAGUCGGAAAGUCAAAGGUCGCGCCGAUCAAGACAUUGACUGUUCCGCGUCUCGAAUUAUCGGCAGCCGUGUUAAUGUCGCGAUUAACGAGGUUCGUCAUGGACGCAUUGCACAUUACCUCCGUUCCCUGCUUUUGCUGGACGGACUCAACCGUCGUGCUCGCGUGGGUCACACAACAUCCCUCGAAGUGGAAGACUUUCAUUUCGAAUCGGGUUGCCGAAAUUCAAACCCGACUUCCGUCCGCUUCGUGGCGAUAUGUUCCCACGGAUGAAAACCCCGCGGAUUGUGCGUCGCGAGGAGUCUCGGGAAGUCAGCUCGUCUCGCAUCCUCUUUGGUGGCACGGUCCCGCGUGA